This is a messenger RNA of Pseudo-nitzschia multistriata, 5099 nucleotides long. Lineage: Eukaryota; Bacillariophyta; Bacillariophyceae; Bacillariales; Bacillariaceae. The record is from the annotation of a GenBank genome assembly.
AAAUCCAACCAAGAGCGAUCGAAGAGAGAGCAAGAUACUACAUCGGCAAAAAACAGAGUUAGAAAAGAAGACGUCGAGUUUUGGCAAUUCGUAAGUGCUGUUCUAAGUAUAUGAGUUAAAGAACCGAAUAACGCGGUAAGCAACGUCAACGAAGAGAUCGUUACUGAUCUAAAAAAAUGCGUGCGAGAAGGACCAGGAACGAGAAAGAUGAUCCCCUCGACUUUCCCGAGGAGCGGGUCAAGGAGUUGGUAAUCGAACUCUUUCGAAUCCUUCUUCAAUACCUCUCUGAACUCUGGACUGCAACACUCGUUGCUAUCGACCAUCAKGGGAAGGAGGCCCAGAAACAGCUACUGAAAUGGUACCAGGAAGCCCAGGAUUCUCUUGCCGAUCGUGCUUUGAUUCUGUACAACAAGAUCCCUGAUUCGUGGCACGAACAUAAGCGUUCCGUGUCCAAUAGGUGCUCCGAGAUCUUCGAGGCUUCAGACGAAUGGCUCGAAAGAACGUUGGAGUUGACCCGAUUCCGACUCGCACUCCUGCCCCCUCUGCUUGAAGAUGCGCGUCAUUCCUUUGAAAACUUACCUCUUGAGAUGCAGGGAUCGAUCGCGCUAGCCGUUGUCCUGGUGGCUCUUGGGUGGGUCUUAUUGCUGCGGAAGCUGUGGCGAAGUUACUGCCGUAGUCUAAGGAAACACAAUCGGCGCAAACGACGAAAGCUGAGAGUCAAAGAAGGGCAGGCAGAGAUCUUGCACGGCCGGACCACUUUGGUUUAUGGAGCCCACGGAGAUUUAAGGGACGAGGAGUACUUGGACGACGAAUCGAUCACUAGCAGUAUGCGGCGCAGGGGGUUCGGACGCUUCGGGUUUGAUUUCUUUGGUAUCAACAAGUUUGCGGCGUCUCCAAAGAAACGGUCUCCGUCGAAAAAAAAACGACGGGCAGGUAGCCAAGACAAGUACAAUCGAAAUCGCGGACGGAGCAGAUCCUCAGGUGAUCACAACUUUGGCUCUCCAGCUCCGAGGAAGCGCACCAGUUCCACCGAGAGCUUCGGUAAUCCAGCAAUGAUACGGCCGCGUAGUAACAGCUCGGGAAGCCUGGGAGACACCGUAGGCGGGUUUCUACAAGGCUUUGGGAGCUUAGCGACACGCUUUGCAACACAAGGUAGUAGCAACAGCAGUAAYAUCGCUAAAACAAAAAAGGCGCAGACCCCCAGAUUCAAAAAAGAACGACUGGGAAGCAUGGACGUCUUUUUCGCUCCCGGGAAGAACGGCCAGCCUACCCCCUCGACACCCCGAACGGCUAGAAGUGCAAGCUAUGACUCGGGCAGCAAAAUAUAUCCACACACGAGACGACAAGUCUCUACCGAGGAACCUCUAAACGAUACUGUCAACACAUGGGAAGAAGGGCGACAACAGCCAAGACGCGAUGGUGGAUUUAAGAGUGUACAGGCGGAACGCCAUUACUACARUGGGGAUGACAAAUACGGAGACCAAGACUCAAUCGACAGCAACGAUGAAGAUGAAACAAGAUAUUUAUACGACGAGUUUGGGGUGGUGACCUUGUCUCAUAAGGUUACAUACCACGGACCCUUCCAACCAUUGCUACAUUGUGGAUCGACCCUUGUUCCGCCUCUCCCCCUUGAAGUGGUAGCGCGAAAGAUAUUCUCUGCCGAAAACGACUUACCCCUCAAGCGUGUACUCAAGCUAGACUUACUCAAGAAUACUCUUACCGUGGUCGAGCCCUCCACUAGCGUGAGUCAAAAUGGAAAAUGGGACGUCGUGUACGAGGACAUUGACUCCAUUUCAUUGAAAUUCAAGACUCCUCUCGAGGGCGGAGCUUUUUGGAUAUACAGAAAGGGGACGCCACAACACAAUGCAGAGCACUGGAAGGAGCACACGUCUGAAUCAGCCCAUGCUGCUGCCCAAUUUCAGUUGGACUUCUUGGCCUUCCAGAUUUUGGGGCAGUCACUCAAGCAAAUAUUCGAGGCUCUCAAUCUUGUUCACCAGGGGAGUCUCGCUUAUAGCGGGCAGGAAUUGGUACURCACGACAAUCAUCGGGGGAGCGAUGGUUCCGAAGAAAAUGAGAAUGGCGACAAAAAGGGAAAUAAAAAGUCUACCACUAAAUCAGUAGAAGCCACCCAGUGUGUUGCAUGGGAUGAUGCGAUGCGAGCAAUGAGUAGCAUCCCGACCGUUCGUAUCGCUCUGGAAAGAUUGUGGCUCUCACACCGACGUCCGAAYGAGAUUUCAUCAUCCUUUCAAAUCAAAGACAAGAGCAAGCGGGCGAAAGAGACCAAAGAGAAAGAGCAAGAGCAGAAGAAUAUCACAAGGGAAAGGAAAUCUCCAAAGAAUGCCAAGGAAAAGUCCAAGAUUGCGCUCGAUAGCGAAAAAGUCUCCGAUGCCGACUUGAGCCUACUAAAGGAAGAAUACAUUAAAAAGCGAUUGCUCUUAGGACCAGUGGAUUUCUUUCGGUUGUUUGUUCCCACCCUACCGGAAACAGCUGUCCCCGAGGGCGAUACGAACAACCGCGGGCGUAUGGAACAACUUCUGCGAUGGAGAAAGCGCGUUGCACGGGCUUCGGUCCUUGUCCGAUCCUACGCCCGGGCCAGACGUGUGGCCAACAAGGGUUGGGAUCUCGAGCAAAAUGUUUCACAAAACUUUAUCAGUUCUGCCCUCGAAGUAUCGGGGGCCAGCCUUGGCGACUUUGGAGGUGAGGAACUUACGAAACGGUUUGCCUACGAUGGGAACGCAAACAAUAAUUUGAGGGAUAUUGCCGCCAAGAACGAAAUCUACGAGGCCUCCGUCUCGAGGGAUGUAAUGUGUCACGUAAGACCUUUUGAUUACUUAUUGAGCGACGAGGAAAAGAAUGGACGUGGUGUAAACGAAGAGAGCGAAGCUGGGAAGCAGGAUGGCGUCGGUAAUGAUGAUAGCAGCAGUUUGGGGGAGGAAGAAAAUUCCGAGAAACACCUGGUCAUGAGUCCCUACCAAGCAUACACAUACGUCACCACGCAUUACUUCAAGGCGAGCAACGACAUGCUAUGGAAAGGUGGCGCUCUUCAUCCUUCCCGCGAUCCAGUGGAAAUGUUUCCAUCGCUGAAACAUAUCAUUGUAAACAACCCAGACCUUGACUUUUUCGUGGAUUGCACCAGCAAUGCUACCAACAAUGUAGUAAUGAUCAGUUUAUUUGUUCGGUCUUUGCCGAAGGGCAUCGAUCCCCAAUUCGACAAUGUUGUAAGUAGCAUGAUUGGUGGCAUUUUUCUGCGUAUCGCUAAUGUUUUUUCAUUCGAAUUAAGUCUCACAUAUCUCUUGCUGCCACACGGGGAAAGAUUGAACGAUUUUCAAAUUCAUCAGAGAAAAGUCGUAAAGAAAAAUUGUACCUUAUGUUUCAGUUGGGGAAUGGUGCCGAUCUUACUUUUUUUGGAUGGCUCUUUCUCAAGCUUGUGUCGCUCUACUUUCGGUUGACGGACACUGGUAGAGAUUCUCCUAUGAAUCUUUCAGCAGACGAUCGAUAUGGAUUUCCAGGAGUCAGAGCUGGAGGACUGUUUCGAACAUAUCACUUUGGUGGAUCACUGCAAAAGGGUACCGAUAAGCCGAAGAAUUAUAUUGGGGUGACAAAAUGUGUUGCAACAUCGUAUCAAGAACGAGUCUUUGGCAAAAUGCUUUUCGAUAAGCUCCAGCAAGAGAUGACCACCAGCACCAUUGAUUAUACUUAUGUAAUCGAGGGGACGCAGAACGAUGAGCUUCCAGAAAGAGCCUUGUCUACUCUUCGAUUUGUUCACGUCGAUCCCGUCAAGGUCGCACAAGAUCCCCGAGUGCAUCUUUCAAUUGUUGAAGAAACUGAAGAAGACGAACCAAAAUCGUCACGCCCAAUCCUGCAGCGAUCAAAACCCUUUUCUCCUCUCUUAUUUCGAAAAGCAUUUGAAUCAGUGUUACGAUUCGGUGAAUCUGGUUUUAAUGUUUUCUCAACGAAUAAGAAAAAGAAAGGUUCUCUGCAAGCCAUUUCAGAGGAGGACGAGCGCGGAUUUUUCGACGAAAUUCCAGAACAUUUAUUAAGGGGCAAUGCAGAAUUGGACUAUCGCGAAAAAGCCACCGAUUUGGUCAUCGACAUUCUGCGUUCAGUGAGGGUGCCAUUCCGGCACAAACCAGAGCACUUUGAUCCAACGGAUUCGACCAGAUGGCACGAUGAAACCGAAGAAACAGGCCUCGUGGUAAUGAGUAGGAUUCCCGUUCUUAGACUCUUUGAUCGGAGCGACAUUCAGCGCUACAUUUUCCAUUCCGACUAUGACCUGAAGYUAGCUUCCAGGCGGCUUGUGGAGACCGCAGCAUGGAGAGGGAAGACGUUUCCGAUCGACAAGCGGAGUUGUCGCAUCGAGUUGCAAAACGGACAGCUCUUCCAGCAAGGAUACGACAGGAAGAACAACCCAGUCUUUUACUUUCGAAAUCUGUGUCGUGGACCGUGGCGGGGAGACAUCGAUGCAGCUAUAAAAUCAAUUCUGUAUCGAUUUGACAAGAGGCUUCGCGAACUCUGCAAAAGCAAUCCAAGCACACGGGUGACCUUGGUGAUUCUAAUGGGCCAUGCGAAACGGGGUGCGAGAAAGAAAAAAGAUGCAGAGACUCUGAUCCUGGAAUCGGUCAACGAAGCCGAUGCCGAAGACGACAUGAUUAUCGAUGAACGCAACAUUUCCGCGGGAACGAUGGUGUUGGACAUCCCGAGCGAGGAGGAAAUCAAAGUCCAUUCCGGGAAUCCACGGAUUUCAACCGAAGAAAAAUGGAUGUGCCACACCAACAUGGAAAUGAUCCAAAGAAUCUUUCCGCAGUUGAUCCGCCACUACCCCGGUCGUCUCUCGGGAGUCUUAGUGGUSAAGGGAAGGGGGAAAAACCAUUAUUACCGGGACGCAAUGUCGGGAAGAGCUAUGGCAAAGAGGCUGCUCAUCGAGGCCGGUAUAGACGACUGGAAACAAGCAAUGGGCAAGAUUCGUUUCGUCAACAAAACUGCCGACCUGAUCACUCACAUUUCGCUGAAGGAUCUGCCAACAUUUGUGGGGGGAAUCGCGCCGAUUCGUGACUCGGCCUACGAGUUUGAAUAGUCUUUUUCCGGAGUGCCUCUUCGUG